CCACCGACCCGGUCGCAUCCUGUUUGGCCGCUCACCCGGUCGCUGACCCCGCCAUGCCGCGUUCGGCGAAGCGCUUUGCGGCGGUGCGGGAACGGCUGGAGGAACAACUGAAACACGUGGAGAGCAGUGCCAAGGCCUUGGAAGAGAGGCAACGCGAGUAUGAGGAGCUUCGUGGUUUACUGGUGGAGUUGCCGCGGAAGGUGCAGCAUCCCAUCAUGGUGCCCUUCGGACCUUUAGCGUCCUUCCCCGGACACUUGGUGCAGACCAAUGAGGUUUUGACCCAGCUCUCCUCGGAGUACUUUGCCUUGCGCACCGCCCCAAACGCCGUCGGCCUGGUCGAUCGGCGGCUGCGGCGGCUGCAGAAGGACAAGCAGGACGUCGACCGGGAGUUCCGGGAGUUGACGCUUCAGCGGCAGCUGGCCGCCGGCGAGGCCGUUCGCUCCACCUCGCGCCGGGAGGAGCCGCGAGCGGUGCCGGGCGUGCCGGGCGCCACAGUGCAGACGGACGAGGACGGCUUCUUCGACAUCCGAGAGCCGGACCCGGAGGCGUCGGAGGCGAUCAGGGCGCCUUUGGUGGGAAUGGAAGAGGAGGACUAUGCCUACUUGAGGCCUGAAGACUUCUACCAAGCGCAGAAAGCUGCGCGUCACGCCGGUGGGAGCGGCUCUUUCGUGCAACGUUUGCGGGAGCUGGAACGAGAAGAGAGGGAGGAGGGUGAGGAUGAGAUGGAUGAGAGGGAGGUGCGGGAUGAGAUGAAGGAGUUGGAUGAGAUCAUGAACCACUACAACCCUCGUGGCGAGCUCUCAGAGCCAAACCUUCCGUCCCCUGCGGCGGCGGAGCUCUCUCCUUCGGAGCACCCCGUGGCGAGCUCUCCGGCGGACCUCUAUCGCCUCAUGGGCGACACCGGCAGCUCCACCGGCAGCUCCACCGGCUCCGGCUCCGCCUUCGCGCCGGAGAUCCGCGAGCGGAGCGCGGCGGAGCUGGAGGGCUUCCGUGCGGCGCCGCGGGGGGACACCGCGCCGGCGCCCGCACGGGUGUCGAAGUUCAAGGCAGAGAGGGCCAGACAAGUCUCGUGAUGUUCGGAAGAAAAGGAAGGAGAGACGACCUUUCGAGCUGCUGUCUUUACAGGGUUCUACCGUAUUGCAGUUAUCAGGUUUUUAGGAUAUGAUGGAGAGUGUGUGAUCGCUGUGAUAGG
Durusdinium trenchii is the source of this 1192-nucleotide messenger RNA. NCBI's taxonomy places the organism in Eukaryota, Dinophyceae, Suessiales, Symbiodiniaceae. The record is from the annotation of a GenBank genome assembly.